Messenger RNA from Coregonus sp. 'balchen', 6908 nucleotides. The record is from the annotation of a GenBank genome assembly. NCBI's taxonomy places the organism in Eukaryota, Metazoa, Chordata, Actinopteri, Salmoniformes, Salmonidae.
AUGGCCCCGUCCCGAAGGCACUGCGGAUGGGAGAUGACGUCUCUGUCGGGAUGCCUGCUCCUGUCCAUCUUGGCGUUUCAACCUGCGCUAGCCAAGGUCUGCAAUGACUAUUCGAGGCACGGUCAGGACAACAGCUGGUUCUCGGGGGAUGAUGAGAAGUUGCCCAUCAUGGUGCUCAUGCCGAUGAAUGAGUCGGCGCUGAUGAGCAGCAUUAGUCAGGGCAUCGAGCCCGCAGUCCAACUGGCCAUCCAGCACAUACGAGAGUCACAGAAUUACAAGUUUUCACUCAUCACUAAAAUCUACGACACCGAGGUAAACUCAUUCAUCAACUCUGCCCCAUGUCCUUGGUAGCAUAGGCUACAUGUGCUUUCGCUUUGGGUUGGGGGGGGGGGGGGGGGGGGGGGGUGUUUGUUCGUGUGUGUGUGUGUGUGUGUGGGGGUGUGAGGGGGUGUAGGCGACACAGCCCGGCAGGCAGCGCUCACAGGCAGCGCUUCCAUUUGGAAAUAGUUGGUAGGCCUACAUCAUCUGCGCAUUGUUCCACAACUUGUUUUUAUUUUCGUAUAAUCCCUGGAGAUAGUCGGCUGUUGCGUUAUUUUACGCCUGCAACGUUAGGCUACUGUUGCAUUAACACAGGAGCAUACACUAUCGGAUGUUGUCAUUACAUUUUGUUGUCAUUAAAUGUUGACACAUUUUGUCAUCAUCAAUUCAUGAGCAAAAGGAACAUUUCAGGUUAAUUUGCGGUGGUUGGAGUAGGUGUCGCGCACGUGCAACAAGCUCGUGAUCAAAUCAAAACAAUAUUACAUACCUGGCGUCUUCACAACGCCAGUCAUAAUGAACGCCAGUCAUAAUGAACGCCAGUCAUUAUGGUCGUCACUAGUUAACUUAGCCACAAAGUCAUAAACUCUGCAUAUUUCUAUCUUCUUAAAAUGUGUUUUUAAACCUAACCCUAAUCUUAACUCUAACCGUAACCACACUGCUAACCUUAUGCAUAACCCUAACCUUAAAUUAAGACUAAAACACCCAUUUUUGUUUUCAUGAAUUUUUACAAUAGGUUAUAGCCAAUUUUGACGUUGUGGCUGUGGUAACUAGCGGAACGAUAUAAGUAGUACUUUCAGGUAUUUCUCCUUAAGUACUUUACACCACUGGGCACAGGAGCCUAUCAAGAUUGAUUUAGCUGAUGGUUAAAUUUGAAAUAAAUAUUAUGGCUAUAAUAACUGAACAAGGUAGGUUAUCAUAAAACAGCUUGAACCAGUAUCUGUGCGGUAGGGACUUCUCUAACGCCCAGAAAGCUCCAAUUCAAACACCCAUUCACCAGCUCUGCAAACAUUAUAAUAUCAAAAUACGUUCGUUGAUCACCAAAUAUGGAGUUUCACUGAGCAACUAUCUUCAUUUACUCCCGUUAUGGCCAGUAUAUAGAAAGUUCUAAAUAAAAACGUACAAGCAACCGAAAAAACAAUGCCUCUUCGGCACCUCCAAUGUAUUGAGCUGUUUAAAUGGGAUUUCCACCGCCAUUUCUCACAUAAUUAAUAUUGUACGAAUUGCAAUUCAUAACAUAUCAUACUAAAUGAAGUGUCUCGGAUUUAUGUACAGAAUAAUACGAAAUGCUCUGGGACCAGGUUGGGUGCACGGGCAUGGCCUAGCAGCCAUUGAUUGAGGAGGCGAGAGAGGUGAUAUCGAGGAUAUGAUAUAAAAAUCACGUUACCUUGUCAACGUAGAAGCAGGUUGAAGGUCAGAGUCCAAAACUGCGGUGUUCACUCGAGCUGAUUUAAUUGAUGAGGUUUGAGGUGAAUGGUCUCAGGUAUCUUCAUUGAGGAAACACGUUUGCAAAACGAUCGAUGUGACUGAUUCCGUUGUGAAUUAAGCAGUUAAAAUUACCCAGGUGUUAAUUGAUCUGUUUCAACUGAUUUGUCAGGCUGCAUUCUAUAGCUGCCAGCAUUUAGGUAGUUAUUGCACUAUUUAUUUAUUGACUUAUAAGACCCAUCUCGGUGAUAAACACUCUAGUCAGGUUGAAAAGUGGAGGAAUGCUGUCACAGAACACAAAAAAUAGGUUGCGUCCUUACUCCAAAAUUACACCCUGUUCACUAUGAAGCGAACUGCUUUUUCAAAUGCAUAAAGGCACAGGUGUUUCCUUGCUGCUGUGAAAAAAGUUAAAACAACAGUAUAAUCUGUCUGACAGCAGCAGGACAGUGAUAAGUGGUCACGAAUGGCAUACAGCAUGCAAGUCCUAGAAUCCACUCUUCCCAUAGGAUUAAAUAUACUACUGACAUAUUUCCCCUGGGUGAAAUAUGAGCUGAACGAGAGGUCAGUUGAUCGGUCAGUUGGACAUCCAUCCUGGGGAUGGAUGAAUUAAGUAAUGAAUGAAUGGAUGGAUGGAUGGAUGGAUGGAUGGAUGAUUGAUGAGUUUAAUCCUAUAAUGGCCAAAGUGCCCAUUGAGUUCAAAUGGUAACAUUUUUGUAUUCAGAAUGUACUAAUCAAGAUAUAAGAUUUUCAUAUAUUUCUCAGGAAAUAUAUCUAAGUAAGCAAUAUUGUCAUGGAGGAGUGAUUAACAGACAUUUCAGACAUUUCCUAUGAGUGAAAAACAAGACAAGGGAAGCAUGUGUAUUGGUGUUAUUAACAGCUGUCAGGAUGAAGAUUCUUGCCAAGGACAGCCAUUUACAAGCUGUUGGAAGCCUUUUAUUUCUCACAAAUCCUGCCACCGCAUGAUAUUCAACAGGGGGGAAAAAAGACUGCUCAAAAGUGCAAAUUACUAUCCAUGGUCUAAAUAGUAAUUAUAUAUAUUUUUUAGAAUGAACACAUAGAAAAUAGAAAAACAAGGGAGCAUCAGCAUGACUGAAUAAACAGUAUAUCUAGUGUACUUGAAUGCAUGCAAGUAUCUCUGUUAUUGAUUUUAUGACUGUCUUAAUUCUAUUAAUCAUGGAUGGACACCUGUUAGGACGGUGGACACAGUUUAAUGGUUAUAAUUCUUCCAAGAAGAUGACACCGCUGGCCUUGACAGCUUUGACACGAUAGCUUUAGACUCAGCAGAGUGGUGAAGGGAAGGGUGUGUUAUGGAAUACCAUACGUUACAGGUUCAUAAUUACGUCAUCUUUUCUCUCCCUCUUUCUCUCUGUCUCUCACACACAGAUACUUGCAUGCAUGUGCGUGCAUAAACUCUCUCUCUCUCUCUCUCUCUCUCUCUCUCUCUCCUCUCUCUCUCUCUCUCUCUCUCUCUCUCUUCUCUCUCUCUCUCUCUCUCUCUCUCUCUCUCUCUCUCUCUCUCUCCUCUCUCUCUCUCUCUCUCUCUCUCCUCUCUCUCUCUCUCUCUCUCUCUCUCUCUGUUUUAUGCACACAGCAGAAGCAGUAGUACCAGGAGGGUGGUGUGGUGUGGUGUGGUGUGGCGUGGCGUGGUGUGGUGUGGCGUGGCGUGGUGUGGCGUGAUGUGGUAUGGUGUGGUGUGCGUGUGGCCCCGUGUAGCUCAGUUGGUAGAGCAUGGCUCUUGCAACGCCAGGGUUGUGGGUUCGAUUCCCACGGGGGGCCAGUCUAAAAAAAAUUAUGCACUAACUGUAAGUCGCUCUGGAUAAGAGCGUCUGCUAAAUUACUCAAAUGUAAAAUGUGUGCUACUGGGGAUGGAUGGGGAACUACACUGCAAGCAGUUGGGAUCAGAUGGCCAUUGGGGAUGGAGGAGAAGUGUGAACUUGGGGAUAUGGAGAUCAUGUCCAAACUCCCCUAACACCUCUGAGGUAAAUGGAGUAUAGCUAAGAGGUGCUGUCUGGCCUGUGGUUCAAAGUGUUAGCUGAGAGAAUGAGUAUGUAGUCAGUGGAUUGAGGGUUUUCUGGUCUGAUCUGAUCUGCUCUGCAGUUGGCAGGACCUCUGUGUGCUGAGCAGCCAUCUUCUAGUAGGAACACAGAGGCUGAGUCCCAAAUGGCUCCCUUUUUGUGCACUACCUUUGACCAAAGGUCUAAAGUAGUGCACUAUAUAGAGAAUAGGGUUCCAUUUAGAACAUAUAUAUAUACUGUGGUUCAGACAUGGAGUGGUAGAGUCACACAACAUGGUAAUGCUGCUAGUUCAUUGUCACAGGGACCAUCAUCAGACCCCUGGGUAAAAACUCACUAUAGCGACAGAGGCAGGUAGAGCUGCUAUCUGCUGUUGUCUAUCUCGAUGCACCAUGCAUAACUGAGUAUCCAUGUUUAAAUCUAUAUUUAUUCACCGUAACAUAAGCAUAACUCAGUCUAUGUACAUACAGUGGCUUGCGAAAGUACUCACCCCCCUUGGCAUUUUUCCUAUUUUGUUGCCUUACAACCUGGCAUUAAAAUAUAUUUUUUUGGUGGUUUGUAUCAUUUGAUUUACACAACAUGCCUACCACUUUGAAGAUGCAAAAUAAUUGUUUUUGUGAAACAAACAAGAAAUAAGACAAAAAAACAGAAAACUUUAGCGUGCAUAACUAUUCACCCCCCAAAGUCAAUACUUUGUAGAGCCACCUUUGGCAGCAAUUACAGCUGCAAGUCUCUUGGGGUAUGUCUCUAUAAGCUUGGCACAUCUAGCCACUGGGAUUUUUGACCAUUCCUCAAGGCAAAACUGCUCCAGCUCCUUCAAGUUGGAAGGGUUCCGCUGGUGUACAGCAAUCUUUAAGUCAUACCACAGAUUCUCAAUUGGAUUGAGGUCUGGGCUUUGACCAGGCCAUUCCAAGACAUUUAAAUGUUUCCCCUUAAACCACUCAAGUGUUGCUUUAGCAGUAUGCUUAGGGUCAUUGUCCUGCUGGAAGGUGAACCUCAAUCCCAGUCUCAAAUCUCUGGAAGACUGAAACAGGUUUCCCUCAAGAAUUUCCCUGUAUUUAGCGCCAUCCAUCAUUCCUUCAAUUCUGACCAGUUUCCCAGUCCCUGCCGAUGAAAAACAUCCCCACAGCAUGAUGCUGCCACCACCAUGCUUUACUGUGGGGAUGGUGUUCUCGGGGUGAUGAGACGUGUUGAGUUUGCGCCAGACAUAGCGUUGUCCUUGAUGGCCAAAAAGCUCAAUUUUAGUCUCAUCUGACCAGAGUACCUUCUUCCAUAUGUUUGGGGAGUCUCCCACAUGCCUUUUGGCGAACACCAAACAUGUUAGCUUAUUAUUAUUUUUUGAGCAAUGGCUUUUUUCUGACCACUCUUCUGUAAAGCCCAGCUCUGUGGAAUGUACGGCUUAAAGUGGUCCUGUGGACAGAUACUCCAAUCUCCGCUGUGGAGCUUUGCAGCUCCUUCAGGGUUAUUUUUGGUCUCUUUGUUGCCUCUCUGAUUAACGCCCUCCUUGCCUGGUCCGUGAGUUUUGGUGGGCGGCCCUCUCUUGGCAGGUUUGUUGUGGUGCCAUAUUAUUUCCAUUUUUGAAUAAUGGAAAUGGUGCUCUGUGGGAUGUUCAAAGUUUCUGAUAUUUUUUUAUAACCCAACCCUGAUCUGUACUUACCACAACUUUGUCCCUGACCUGUUUGGAGAGCUCCUUGGUCUUCAUGGUGCCGCUUGCUUGGUGGUGCCCCUUGCUUAGUGGUGUUGCAGAUUCUGGGGCCUUUCAGAACAGGUGUAUAUAUACUGAGAUCAUGUGACAGAUCAUGUGACACUUUGAUUGCACACAGGUGGACUUUAUUUAACUAAUUAUGUGACUUCUGAAGGUAAUUGGUUGCACCAGAUCUUAUUUAGGGGCUUCAUAGCAAAGGGGGUGAAUACAUAUGCACGCACCACUUUUUAGUGAUUUAUGUUUUAGAAUUUUUUUAACAAGUUAUUUUUUUCAUUUCACUUCACCAAUUUUAACUAUUUUGUGUAUGUCCAUUACAUGAAAUCCAAAUAAAAAUCCAUUUAAAUUACAGGUUGUAAUGCAACAAAAUAGGAAAAACGCCAAGAGGGAUGAAUACUUUUGCAAGGCACUGUACACUAUAUACUGUAUACAAAAGUAUGUGGACACCACUUCAAAAUAGUCGAUUCGGUUAUUUCAGCCACACCCGUUGCUGACAGGUGUAUAAAACCGAGCACACAGCCAUGCAAUCUCCAUAGACAAACAUUGGCAGUAGAAUGGCCUUACUGAAGAGCUCAGUGACUUUCAAUGUUUACAUGUUAGCCAGGAUACCUCUUAGGGAAAUUGGAUUAAUAUGUGCAUCUCGUCUUACACGGCAAACCCAUACAGCAUUGUUUUCUCCUGCGGUGUGAAUGAUCGCUAUUGAUUUGAAAUCUAUACCUUCUGGAUUGGAACUGCGGGGUGAAUGUGGGGUGACUUGCCGGUGGGUUGUAUUACUCAGGGUUAGAGGCUGGGGCUAACAUAAGGAGAUGAUGAAACAGGAGUGAGACUUCACAGAUGGGGAGACACACGGAAUCUAAAUCCAUUCAUUAGCCCCCCUCAGGAGGAAUAAGAGGAGAUGUGGCCUGAGUCCCAAAUGUCUCCCUAUUCCCUACAUAGUGCACUACUUUUGACUAAGGUUCUGGUCAACAGUAAUGCAUUAUGUCAAUCAUUAUGUAGGGAAUAGGGUGACAUUUGGGAUGCAACCCGUGAUUUAUACAUCUCACUCCUCUCCCUCUUACAGAGAUUCAACCCCUUGUGUUGUCAUUCAUGGGGGAUGUAGCUCAGUUGGUAGAGUGUAGUUGGUCCCCUGUAGCUCAGUUGGUAGAGCAUGGCGUUUGCAACGCCAGAGUUGUGGGUUCGUUUCCCACGGGGGGCCAGUAUGAAAGAAAAUGAAUGCACUCACUAACUGUAAGUCGCUCUGGAUAAGAGCGUCUGGUAAAUGACUAAAAUGUAAAUGUAAAGGAUUAACAUAGGAGAAUAAGGGGUUAUUUCAUCUUGAAUGCCUGCGCAACAAGCCAGCUGUUGUGUGUUGUUGCUCAUUAUAAGCCCCCAGUCUGGGAUAGAAAAACUACUGUAUCAAUGUACUAUACUGUAAGUAUCUCUUAUCUGUUCUGUUGUGUCUCUAGUAUUUCUAG